AUGAACAAUACAAGUAUGAGAGGAGGAGUAUUAUUGUUGGUGGUUUAUGCAUUGCUUGCAAUCAUCAUAUUUGCUCCAUCCCUUAUCUUAUCUCUUGCAACUACAAAUGUAUUGUAUGUUGAUCCAUCAAAUGUCAAUUCAUGUACUAUCAAGAUUGCUGAUUGUGGUACAUCAGUCAAACCAUUUGCAACGAUAGGUGAUGCAGUCACUGCAGCCAUGCAAGGUAGUACAUCAGAUGUAUCGAGCAACUACAACUGGGUCAUCUUGGUCAAUCCUGUGUCAUCAUACGUUGGAACUCAAAACAUUGGAAUCGACCUUCAACUUGCCAAAGGGUCGUCCAUUGAACUACGUUCGCUCACAGCCGCCACUGUCACUGUCGAUUGUCAAGAUGCUGGAUACUUUAUGAAUGUUCGUGGUACCUCUCACUUUAAGAUGAACAAUUUCAUCGUAAAAAAUUGUAAUGCCAAUAUUGGUGGUGCCAUGUCAAUAGUUCAGUCGUCAGCCACUAUCACCAACUGUAACUUUUUAAGCAACAAGGCAUCUAUAGGUGGUGCCCUUUACAUUGAUCGUUGCAAGUCUGUUAUUAUCUCUGGUACCAAGUUUGACAGUAACCAAGCCAGCGAACGUGGAGCUGCCUUUGAUGUUGCCAACUCGCCAGCUGUCGAGCUCUUCAAGGUCGAAUUUGUCAAUGUCGAACAAACAUUUUCAUGUCGCCAGUCGUCGGUAGUUGCCGAUACCAUUGUUGCAACACCAACUGCCACCGUCAUGUGUGACGAUCAAUGUUCAUUCUCGAGAGGAGGGUCUGUCCUUUGCCACCGUACCAUUGAUACCAUCAUUGGUAACAUUCCCAUCCAGUCAGCUUCGUUCUGUCUCCCGGACCGAAACUCUGCCAAUUGUGGAACUCGUUGUCUAUCAAGCGAAAGUUGUCUCUCGUGUGAUUCUUGUCCCUGUUACAUGUCUGGAGUAUUUGUGACCAUCACUGGUGCUGGAAACUGUGUCAAGUCAAGAUUCAUCUCACCGGCCAUCAACCUUGAUGAUUUAUUACCAGGUAUUACAGACAAGGUUACUAUUGAUAUUGUUGCUUAUGUCACGGUUCCCAAGUCUGGUUAUUACAGCUAUUCCACACAUAGUACCCAUCUUGGCCUGUCGCUUCAAAUGGAUUCCCGUAUGAUGCUCUCAUCCAACUACCAAAGAGAAUUAUGGUCGUCAAACCGUACCAUUUACCUCGAAGAGAGACAUCCACAUGCUCUCUCUUUCCAACUUACAUCACCACUUUCAUCGGUCGCUCUCAAAAGAUCGUUUGCAUUUUCUUUUGAUAAUAGUCACAGCGGAAUAGAAAUAUUCUACAGUCGAUCCAUUUGUGGAGAUGGUAUUUUCCAUGCAAAUGCAAACGAUUGUCCUCAUGAUCAGAAUAUUGUCAACGGAGUGGCACCAUUUUGUGGUGAUAAUAUUUGCAAUGAAAACAAUCCAAGCGAUUGUUUCAUAGAUUGUUAUUCGCACAUAACACCAAUGUGUGAUGCUCGUAAAGUUCCAAAGAACCAUAUUGCCCCAGGAUUUGUUACCCAAGAUGAUACUCUUGGUGCCAUUAUCGACAACCAAAUGAUAUGGCAUCUUCCAGGCUCCGAGCACAUGACCACUGCCAUUGAUAUUGUCUCUGGAGAGCAUGCUAGCAAACCAAUAUUCUACUUUGGAUACUGUACCGAUAGUGACAUCAAUCUUCUUCAAGAUGUGUAUCGUGGAACUGUCCAUGAGUUGCCAAAAGAAUUGGUUGGAAAAAUGCUUCCCCAAUGCACUUUUGAUACAUCUACAACCAAACAUUCAAGUGUUACAGAGAUAAAGGAGUCAAAAACCAAAAAGUCAAGUAUUAGUAAACUAACACUCCUAUUUAUCUCAGUGGCAUCGUAUAGUGGAUCUAUUUCAGGAGGAUAUGGAGGAUAUGGAGCUGAAGCAAAGGCCGCAUAUUCAAAAGAUCAAUCAGUAACCACGACCAAUUCAAAAUCAAACACUUCAACUUCAACCAUCUUUGUCACCGAGGUAGCCUGUAACGUAUCAACGGUCGAGUUGGUAGAGACUGUCUUUCACCCAACCUUUUUAAGAGAUAUCAGAAGAUGCAAAACACUGGAUGACAUGCUCAAUAUAAUCAGGAGAUAUGGUACUCACUAUAUCAAAAGUGCAGUGUUGGGAGGAAAACUCAUUCAAUCGACCAUCACCACAGAAGAAAUAACCACCUCGGAAGACGAGUCUGAAUGGGCAGAAAGCAGCAAAAGAUCGAUGGGUGCAUCCGUCAAGACACCCGUCCUCCAAGGAGGAGCAUCCCACUCUGACACCUCAGACUCUACUCAAACUGGUAAACAACAACAAGAGAAAGAGGCCAAAUCCGAGCGAACAUCGAUCGUUACACUUGGUGGAGAGCCAGGAUCGUAUGCACCUGGCAGUUCGUCGCAAGGAGAAAUGUUCCAAAAAUGGGCAUCCACAAUCGAUCUCAGUCCUGCCGUUAUUUCACAGGAUCUCAUCCCUAUUCGUGAAAUUAUCCCAUCGACAUGGAUUUCUUCUGUUGUUGGCGGAGGAAAGACUAUUCAGACGCUAUGGAGGGAAGCAGAGUUAGUGUACUAUGACAUGAAUUUGUUUGUGGAUAAUACUAUGAGCCCACAAGAAUUCAAGUACAUGAUGUUGAUUCAUACCACCCCCUCUGACACCAAAUACCUUCCAGUCAUCUCGAUCAAGUGGACCGACACCAACAAUAAGCCAAAAGUAUCCAAGAUCGAGCCAUAUUUCAAGAGAAAAAAGGAUGACGCAACCAACACUUGGUAUCCUCCCUAUCUCAUGAACUUGAAUUAUGCUGUUCAUAACCCUGUUACUGCCAAUGAUAAAUGCUGGACUUUUCCAUGGGGGCUUGCCAAUCCAAAAAUCAUGGGAAGCACGGAAAAUUACUGCCAUUAUAGUCGCAAUGCCAUCCUAUCACCGCUUCGAUUUGACUUUGUGUUGGAUGCCGACUUCCUAACAAGCACUACCACCCCGGUCAUCACAGUCACAGGUGUACCAUCGACCAUAGAUCCAACGUUUUCGAUCGUCAGAUUUGAAUCUUCCGAGGGCAUCACAUUUGACAAGACCGGAUUCAAACCUAUGACCACCACUUAUGUCGCCACUACAGUGACUCAAAAGAAUGGGCCUGUUCUAGUUGCUCCAAUGGUCGCCUACUUGGCCACCUUUCCCACCGGCUACAUGGACGCCCUCAGGAAUUACCUUCGUGAUUUUUACAAAACCGAUAUUAAGUCGAUUAAUGACAAGGUCCUAAUCUACUAUACCAAUCCAUCUGGUUCAGAGACCAAAUUGGGUGAACACGUUUUCAAUUUUGAAUCUGAUGACGUCAGAUUCACGUUUGGCUAUUUCUCGCACCCCUACACUACUGGCACACCAACCUAUCGUUACAAACUCGAAAACCAAAUAGGAAGCACUUGCAGAGUCGACUGGGUCCUCUCUAUGCAACCUCAACCAACAGUUUCCACUUGGAAGAGAAAGGCCCUUUAUCAUCACACUUCUAUGAACUCUUAUCAAUACCUCACUUCACAAUCAACCGCCUACAUGGGCAUGAGUAUGAUACACUUUAAUUAA
Cavenderia fasciculata is the source of this 3612-nucleotide messenger RNA. RefSeq lists its product as uncharacterized. Lineage: Eukaryota; Evosea; Eumycetozoa; Acytosteliales; Cavenderiaceae. The transcript has 5 exons. The coding region runs from base 1 to 3612 and encodes 1203 amino acids. The record is from RefSeq and is a predicted model, not a curated record.